AUGUAUCUCGUGGGAAGAGAAAAAAAUGGGAGAGUGUAUGGUGAUGGAGGUCUCACCAAAACAAUCUGGCGCCGUGAUAGGAGUUUCAUAAUGCAAAUUGCUGAUGGUGAAGGAUCAUCGACUCAACCUUCACUUACCCCAGACAUGAUAGAAACCGUGAGAUCAUUAGCGCACUCUGAGGCUGCCCGUGAAGUGGAAGCGAGAAAUACUGAAAUAGAAGAAUUGAAGAAGAGACAAAGAGAAAUGAAGGAAGAAAUGAGAAGAAAAACUAGAGAAUAUGAGGAAUUUACGCGUAUUUUUCAACAGUUUAUGCAACAAUUUGGAGGGCGUGAUAAUCAAGGGCAAAAUGACAAUGAUGACAGUAACACCGAUGAAGAAAAUUAA
Messenger RNA from Vicia faba (fava bean), 384 nucleotides. The record is from the annotation of a GenBank genome assembly. Lineage: Eukaryota; Viridiplantae; Streptophyta; Magnoliopsida; Fabales; Fabaceae.